AGGCAGCAUCUUGGAAAAGAGUACAGUCAACAUUUCCUAGAUGCUGUCUGGCCUGCUGAAUUCCUCCAGCAUUUUGUGUGUGUUGCUUAAAUCUUUUCCCUUGAUCUAAUAGUGUUUUUAACUUCUCUUGAUUGUCAUCACUGGACUGCAUUUCCUGUUGGAAUUUUUUUUGCAUUUGAGGGAUAUAAAUUACUUGUGAACAAUGUAUUUUUAAACUGUUACCCAUUGUUUUUUCACUGUCAUAUCUUAUACUGUAUUUUUUCAAUCUACUACAGCCAGUUUGAGCUUCUUGUACCUUUGUAGUUUGCUUUGUUUAGAUUUCAGACUCUAGCAUCGGAUUGAAUUAAGUUGGUUUAAAAUGUUAUAUAAAACCUGACAUACUAUAACGUUUCCCUAAAGGCCCCUUUAGAUUUAUUUAUCUAUUUAAUAAGCCCACACCACCCAAUUACAUCCAUGUGACCAAUUAACCUACUAAUCUGUAUGUCUUUGGAACAUGGGAGGAAACCAGGGCACCCAGAGGAAACCCACGCAGUCGUAGGGAGAAUAAAUUGAACCUGAGUCACUGUUACAUAACACUAGAUCUAAAAUGGCCAGUUACCACAACAUAGCUGAUUUGGACAACAAUCUUACAUUUUGAAUUCACCCUCCAUUCUAUCAUCACUAAUUUAGUCAUCCUAUUCUUUAUAUAGAUUAAAAUUCCCCAUAGUUAUUGUAUUAGUCUUUAUUACAUGCACCUCUGAUUUUUCUGGGCUAAGUUCCUCUGCCUUUGCUGCCUUUAUCUCUUUAUUUUCAUCUCAUGGUCCACAAAUAUCACCAAUGCCAUUGGUUUUUCUUCUUUGUAUUUGAGAUUGUCGUCACUGGGUAGUGCUGCGCAUGCAUCAGUGACAUUCAGAAUAAAAAUGCUUUUUCUUUUCAGAGAUGCAGCCUGGUAACAGGCCCUUCCAGCCCAAUGACUCUGCACCACCCAAAUGACCCAUUGACCUGUACACCUUUGGACAGUGGGAGGAAACCCACGUGGUCACGGGGAGAACAUACAAACUCCUUACAGACAGCAGCAGGAAUUGAACCCGGCUGCUGACGCUGUAAUAGCAUGACUCUGCCAAGCUGCCCCAUUAAUUUGAUUAAUUUUAAACCUUUCAAUGAUACCCAUUUCAGUGUGGUUAGAAAAGUACAGCUAAUCAGAUGCCCCCGGGUCUGUUUUAGCAACAUUUCUCAGCUGGCACAAGAGGGUAGAAGAGAGUUUGCUUGAUGCACAGUGGGUAAAUGCACUGUCUGGUGGAGUGCACAAUGACUCUAGACUUGAAUCUUAGCCUUUGCAGUGAUUAGAUAUUGGAUAAUUGGAGUGUUAUUGGAGUGAUAAUUGGCUCAGUGCAGAGAAGUUGGGGAUUGUGGUAUCUUGUACAAAACUAAUUCUUCUGUCACUGUACUAACCAGAGGUACAGCUGGCCAUGUGUGGGUAGAAGGUGGGGAGGAAAGAAUUGAAUCCAGCCUCCUCUUGGAGCUGAGGUUGGGCAUGGCAGGAGGCAGCAUGCCUCACUCAGAGGGUGGUGUAAGUGUGGAAUGAGCUGCCGGUGGAAGUGGUGGAUAUAGGCUUGAUUGCAACGUUUAAGAAAAGUUUUGAUAGGUACGUGAAUCGGAAGGGCAUGGAGGGAUAUGGUGCUGGUGUGGGUUGAUGGGACUAGGUAGAAUAACAGUUUGGCACAUACUAGGUGGCUGAAGGGCCUGCUUUUGUGCUGUAAUGCUCUGUGUCUAUAUAGUAGUGAUUGUUUUUCUUUUGGGAUAUUAAAUCUUGUGUUUACUCUGCAGGCUGAUUGUAGCUAAGAAGGCCUCGACCUGUGUCAGACUCUUCCUUCUGCUGUCAGAACACAGUGAAGAUUUCUGGAGAGCAGCGUGUGUUGAGGCCAAGAAUUCAUUUCACCAUUAGUACAUUGCUAUAUAAUUGCUGUCCCAUUUUGAGUUAAAUUUUGUAUCUGCAAGAGUGUGAGAACAGGGACUUUUUUUUUGCAUAAUUGCAUGCUUCUCCCUCCUGGUUUUCCCUCAUACUACUGCUGCACAGUGUUGCUUUAUACAGUGAUUUUUUUCUCUGUACCCCUUCCCUCAGCCUUUGCAGAAAUAUCAUCCUCUUUUCUAACCCCCCCCCCACCUACCCACCCUGGGUAUUAAAUUGUUCCAGGUUUCGUCUGCCCUCUGCCGCUUUAACGAGUGCACUGUGUGGAUUUGAGCACAAUGAACAGUGAACUAUUAGCAACGUGCAGUGCCUUAGGAUAUUUGGAAGGAGACAAUUAUCACAAAGAGCCUGAUUGUUUAGAAAGCAUCAAGGACCUUAUCAGGUAUCUUAGACAUGAGGAUGAGUCAAGAGACAUCCGACAGCAGCUAGGAGCUGCACAGAUUCUGCAGAAUGAUUUAUUGCCCAUUAUCACACAGUACCCUCAGGAGAAAAUGCUUUAUGAAGCAGUUAUAAGAUUGCUGGUAAAUCUAACACAGCCAGCACUUUUGUGUUUUGGGAAAGUUCCUACCAACCCCACCUUCAGGUAUCACUUUCUGCAAGUGGUUUCAUAUCUGCAGGCAUACAAAGAGGCUUUUGCAAAUGAAAAGGUGUUUGGAAUUCUCAGUGAAAAGCUCUAUGAUCUCUUGCAACUAGACUGGGAACAGAGGCAGGAGGAGGAUAACCUACUGAUUGAAAGAAUCUUGUUACUGGUUCGAAAUGUUCUACAUGUGCCCCCUGAACCUGAGGAGGAGAAGAAUGUUGACGAUGAUGCCAGCAUGCACGAUAAGGUGUUGUGGGCCAUUCACAUGAGUGGGAUGGAUGAUCUAAUCAAGUUCUUGGCUGCUUCCCAGGACGAGCAACAGUGGGCCAUGCACAUACUAGAGAUAAUCUCCCUCAUGUUCAGAAAUCAGAACCCUGAACAGCUUGCCACCACAGGGCAAGUAAAAACCGAACAGCAGAAAGCGAAUGAGUCCAGAGAGCUUGAAAUCUUAAAGCAGAGAGAGCUGGCUGCAAAGAAGAAGAGAACUUUUGAAAGGGGGACCAGGCAUUCCCGUUUUGGGGGAACAUACCUCAUACAAGGCUUGAAAUCAAUUGCAAAUAGGGAUGUUGUUUGUCACAUGGGAGUUCACAAGUUUAAAAACUAUAGUCACGACUGUGGCAAGAAGACCAGCAAAGUUCCAAAGAGGAAACAGGCUGCAGUCGAGGUGGAGAGCAAGCGGCGUUCUGCUCUGAAUGUGAGGUUGUUCCUGAAGGAAUUUUGUGUUGAUUUCUUGGAGAACUGUUAUAACAGACUGAUGUACAUAGUAAAGGACAAUCUCAUACGUGAAAAAGCACAGCAGCAUGAUGAGACCUACUACCUAUGGGCCAUGCCCUUCUUCAUGAGGUUCAAUAGGGUGUAUAGGUUCCGCCCUGAACUGGUAUCCGAGACUGUCACCAUUCGAGCGUUUCACUUUGUGGAGCGUAAUAUCACCAACUACUAUGAGAUGAUGCUAACCGACAAGGCAGCGGCUAGUUCUUGGUCAAGACGAAUGCAUCUAGCUCUGAAAGCUUACCAAGAGCUGCUCAGCACCAUUAAUGAAAUGGACCACUCCAAGGACGGAAAUCUGCGAGAGAGUGCCAGAGUUAUCAAAUGUAACAUCUUCUAUGUUAUGGAGUUCCGGGAAUUGUUCUUAACAUUAUUCCGGAAGUUUGAUGCAACCACGCAACCCAAGUCAUUUUUGAAAGAUCUAGUUGAAACCACCCAUCUUUUCAUCCGGAUGAUUGAGAAAUUCUGUAAAGGCAAAAAUAAUCUUAUUGUGCAGAGAAAGAACGUGAAAAAGAAGAAGCCGAAAUCAAAUCAGAAUGCACCUGCUUCAUCAGAAAAAUCCCAAGAAGAACUUGAGGAGAUCUGGAAAACAACAUUGGAGCAGCUUGGCAGAUGUGCAGAGGGACAAGAGGCUCUGCCAGAGGAUUUGGUCCCAUUUGAUGCUGCCUCAGAAGUCCCUGUGGAGGAGCAGAGGACUGAAGCUAUGAUUCGCAUACAGGAUGCAAUGCUGGCCAGCAAAGCCGCAGAGGCCCUAGUGCUUCUUCGAGCAGCACGGGAAGUGUGGCCUGAAGGUGAUGUCUUUGGCUCUGCUGACUUGCUGCUUGAACAAGAGUUUGAACUGCUUAGACAAAUACUGUUUGCGAAUUUGCCAAGGCUACCAGCUGCUGAAGUUGAAGACAGUGAAGAAUUUCGGGAUGAAGAAAUAGAAGAGGAAGAAGCAGAAUCUGUGAGAGUAACAGAAAGUGAAUUUAAUUUUUUGGAUUAUCUCAGAAGGUUUGCUACUGUUGGUGUCGUGAAGCCCUAUGUUCUCCUGCUGAAGGACUACCGGCAGAACAGUGCUCAUAUUAAUCACUGCAUUGUAAAGAUGCUCUAUCGGAUAGCAUAUGAUUUGAAAAUGGAUGCCCUUCUUUAUCAACUUUCAGUAUUCCACCUAUUCAGCCACAUUCUGGAAGACCCAGCAGCUAGUGCAUACCAAGAACUGGUGAAGUUCUCCAGAUACGUCUUGAACCGAUUCUUUACUUUAGCUGCUAGCAACAGCAAGGCCUUCGUGGAGUUGCUUUUCUGGAAAAAUAUUGCAACCAUUCGAGAAAUGACUGAGGGUUACAGGAGAGAUGAGGAAAGUGGGACAAAUAAAAAGACUCCAAUGUGGACAUCAGAAGAAGAGCAGGAACUUGAAACGUUGUAUCUAAGGUUCAAAGAGGAAGAUGGAGAUAAAGAUGUAAUUGACAACAUCAUGGAACACAUUAAAAAUGAAAUGAGAACCAGAAAGCAAAUUGCGGCUAAACUUGUCCAGUUGAACCUGGUGGACAGCAUCAAAGAUCUCAAACGUGUCAAGAAGGGGACUAAGAUUGUGCUUUGGAGAGAGGAGCAGGAAAUGGAGCUCGAGACAUUAUUUGUGGAGUUCAGAGGAUCAGAUGAUGUCCUUGGUAAUAUCAUGAAAAACAUAACCCAUAAACGAUCCAGAGCCAGAAUUAUUGAUAAAUUGAUCAGUAUGGGCCUCGUUUCUGAUAGAAAGGAACUCUACAAGAAGAGGAGGAAACUCACAAUAACCGGAGGCCAGUUGUUAUUUCCGAAGGAAGAAGAUGAUUUCCUAAAUGAUGUGGGAUAUGAUCCUAGUCAGGGGUUGUCUGAAGAGGAGGAGGAAGAACUGGACAACGAUGACAGCAGUGAAGAUGAAAGUGGAGAGCAGAACAUCAAACCCAGACCAAGAUAUGCUACAAAAGGAGAUACACAGAGGAUCGGUGGAUGGGAGCAUCACCCAGCAAUCCCAGCUCUGUGCUCCAAACUUAAACAGCAAGGUCUGACAGGUCCACUUUUGUGGCUGCAAAAUUGCCUCAACAGAACGGCAGACAAACGAGAAGAUGAUGGGAUCAUGAUUGCUGUGCCACUUGUCCCCUUGUCUGAAGAAAAUGAGGACGCUAUGGAGCAUGAGAUGUUCCAGAAGCUUCUGAAAAAAGUUGGAAUCCGACCUCCAGCUGAUGAACAGGAGUCUUUUUGGAGGAUUUCUGCUAACCUGAGUGCCCUGCAGUUACGUAAGAUUGCUUCAGUUCUCGCCCUGCAGGACAGUGAUGAUGGUGAAAAAGGAACGGCUGAGGAAGAGGAUGAAAAUGUUAGUGCUGAUCGUAAGUCUGAGGCCUUGCGAGCUCUUGUGAUGGCCAGGGAGAGGCGUGCUGCUCCUCUUAAAGGCAGUGAUGAUAAGCCUGAAGUGAGAACCAAUGGUGCCUUUGAGCCUGCCUCUGGAUCAGACAGCGACACCAAAAGUGAUGGUGAGAAGACCAAAGCUAAACAUUUGCUAAAGCGAAGUCGCAUUUUUGACAGUGACAAUGAAAUGGAUGACAAAGGACUUUCAGUUGAAGGCACACCUGAAGUGGAGGCGAUGGAAGACUCUGAGCCAAACUCCGAUGUGUCUGACUCCGAACUCACCCACAGAGUGGUCAAACGACGUCGGCGAGCAAUUGAAGAUGAUGAUGAUGAUGAUGAAUAAUUAAUUGACCUUGAUGAACUUACGUCAUUUGAAGUGGUUUUGAACACUGGGUCACACAAAAAGUAACUUGUAACCAAGGAGUAAUGUCAUCAACAAAAGCUAAUGUCCUUCAUGUAAGCUUUGUAAGCAAUUUCAUUCAAAGAAUGAAGUGUUACUGUUAUACAUUUUAAAUCAUCCUUGUUUGCAGUCAAACACUCUUUAGUAAAAUCUAUUAAAAAUUAAUAAAAAAUCUCUGCAAAGUUGAAAGUAUCCUUUUUUAAGAAAAAUUGUCUUGGUAUCUUGUGAAAGGGAAGAAGAGCACUGUAACUUGAGAAUUCUAACUGUAGUCCUUGCCACAUAUUGGAUAUCUUCAUUAAUUGGAUGCUGGUGUAACAUGGCUGUAGGCAGUAACAAGGAGUAUUUAGUGGGAGGUAGAGAAACAGUUUACUCAAAAAUUUUCUUGAAGGCAUUACUUGAGCAAGGCAAUGGUGCAUGUCAAUUUUGAGCCAAAAAGUUGAUUUUGGUUGGGGAGGGUGGUUAUUGUGCACAAAAUAAACAUGCCUAGCAUGAGGAGGUGAGAGAAGUUAUUUUAUCUCAUGGCCAUAAUUGGUAUUUUAGCUGAACAAUGGGUAGAAGUGUAAGGUCGGUGACAGGGUUUAGUAAGAGAAUGGUUCGAUGAGGUUCAAUCAUUUUAAAACAGGAAAGGAAAGCAAUUGGUCACUCGCUUGCUUUAGUCAGAUUUUCAUCCCUCUGUUGGUAGCAGCAGAGAGACUGCUUGCGUCAGUUGUAACCCAUGUCCACCUGCAAUGAAUACGUAGUGUGUUUGCUGUGAAGGAGAGGAUUUCUCUUCCUGUUUUACUCCUUCAAUCUAAUUGGCUAGCUACAUCCUCCUUCAAUGAAGAACAACAACGUCAUGAAUUUUACUUUUUGUGUGGCUUUGGAUAUUUUCCUUUCUGGUUUGAUGUGUGUGGGUUGGUAUUUGUACAUUUUAAACCAGAUGUGUUGAGGGAGCUA
This is a messenger RNA of Mobula hypostoma (lesser devil ray), 6990 nucleotides long. It is a transcript of the gene timeless, whose product is annotated as timeless circadian clock. Gene Ontology annotation, cellular component: replication fork protection complex. Gene Ontology annotation, molecular function: DNA binding. The coding region runs from base 2227 to 5997 and encodes 1256 amino acids. The record is from RefSeq and is a predicted model, not a curated record. NCBI's taxonomy places the organism in Eukaryota, Metazoa, Chordata, Chondrichthyes, Myliobatiformes, Myliobatidae. The transcript is spliced from 29 exons. Gene Ontology annotation, biological process: DNA repair; DNA replication checkpoint signaling; replication fork arrest.